This is a messenger RNA of Populus euphratica (Euphrates poplar), 1430 nucleotides long. Its product is annotated as cysteine-rich repeat secretory protein 38-like. The transcript has 2 exons. NCBI's taxonomy places the organism in Eukaryota, Viridiplantae, Streptophyta, Magnoliopsida, Malpighiales, Salicaceae. Bases 154 to 1068 code for a protein of 304 amino acids. The record is from RefSeq and is a predicted model, not a curated record.
CGUAGAAAUUAGGCAGGUAGAGAAUAGACAAACAGAAAGUCACCAUUUCACUCGGAGAUUUCCCACCCAGUACCUGUGCCAUGCCAUGCAUGAAAAUAUAAGGAAUCCUGCUGCCACUCAAUAAAAAUCACAAAGAGAAAGUGAGGUUCUGCAAUGGCUAUGGCAGCAUCAAGAUUGCUUUUCCUUUUUUGUCCCAUUUUCAUUAACCUCCUUGUCCUCUCUAUUGCACAAUCAGAUCCACUUUAUCACAUUUGUUCGGAAACUGGUAACUUCACUAACAGUAGUGACUACAAAUCAAACCUCAAUAACCUGCUUUCCUCCUUCUCUUCCAAUACCAAAAUCGACUAUGGGUUUUACAACGACUCGUAUGGCCAAAACAAUGGCAAAGUUAACGCAAUUUCACUCUGUAGAGGAGAUAAAAAGCCCGAAACCUGCCGAAGUUGCAUCACUAAUUCUAGCCGAGUGCUUACACAACUCUGUCCAAACCAAAAGGAGGCCUAUAUAUGGUAUGAUGAUUGCAUGUUAAGGUAUUCAAACCGUUCCAUAGCAGGCAUUAUGGAAUCUGGGCCUUACUUUUGGAUGUACAACGUGAAUAACGUGACCGACGAAAAAGAGUUCUAUGAGAAGCUAAAUGUUUUGUUAGACAACCUUACUAAUUUAGCAGCAUUAGGUGAUUCACGAAGAAAAUUUGCAACAGGAAAUGAGACCACGGAAAACUCUCAAGAAAAAAUGUAUGCACUUGUUCAGUGCACUCCUGAUUUGACUGAGCAGCAAUGCAGCGGUUGCCUGAAUCAAGCUAUCAAAUUGAUUCCAAGAUGCUGUUACAAGAAGCAAGGAGGGAGGGUGAUUUCACCUAGCUGUCACUUUCGAUAUGAAAAGGACCCUUUCUAUGAUCUUGUAGCCACGACGCCGCCACCGUCUCCAGCGCCACUUUCAGUCCUUCCACCGCCACCACAAGCAACAGCAGAUGCAGUGCCACCAAGAGCCAGUACCGCGGCCAAAAUAGGUACUGCAGUAAUCAUUACAGAAUAUGUUCUGUUAACAAAUAUGCUAAAACAUCGGCCAUAGUUCAAACUACCAUUGCCAACGUUUUGCCAAUAUUGCUACUUCUAUGGUCCUUACAGCAUGUAUGAGCCACUUGACAGACAGCAAAUCAUCUACAUCAUGUUCACUUUCUUAUUUUGCAGCCCUUUCUUCCUCGGAUUAAAACAAUAAAUAUAGUUGUAGUCUGUAUUUAUUAUGGACACAACAAAUAUAAAUUUAUCGUUGAUUGGACAAACAGUUUUUAUUUAUUUUUAAGUUUCUCUCUGAGAAUCGUUGUUUUCACUUCUGGUAGUUUUGUUUUGAUGAGGAUGAUUGUUGUAAGCAUUGUAUUGUAGCAUUUCUGAGUUAUUAAAUUGUGUUUGAAUCAAGGAUCUCUUCUUUAUUUC